AUGUACUCACCCACGCAAGAUGCAGGCUUGCCUGCCAAUCACAAUGCCGCUGAGGUUGAUGAUAUCCGCACACGCCUAUUCGCAUCAACGGAUGAGGAUGAUGCAGACAAUGUCCCCGCACAAGACAGUGCACCACAGCAGAGCGUCAUUGCCCCAGCACCAGACGCUGCCAGGGUGAACGCUCUGAUGCAGGUCUUUGCGCGGCUCAAGCCCCCUUCCAAUGAACACAGUGCUGACCAGAGCAUCCAACGCCUGGACGACCAAACGCUCAUGGCCACCCCACCACCCUCGUCCGUGGCGUACAAGAAUGCCAAUGGCUCAGUGUCAUCGGCACAGUACAGCUUCUCGCAUGUGUUUGACACAACUGCUCAACAGCGCAGCUUUUUCAAGAGUGUGGGCCUGCCCAUGGUCAAAGAAGUGUUGGACGGUAACAAUGGACUGCUCUUUGCAACGGGUGUCACUUCCUCCGGCAAAACCUACACCGUUCUUGGAUCUCCCGAGAGCCCUGGUCUGUUGCCGCGCAGUCUGGAUGUGCUCUUCAAUUCAAUCGGACAGCAGCUCUGUGAGCGCAACGAUAUGAAGCCACAGCUAUACAACAAAAUUCGCUUCAUGACGCGUGAAGAGGUGGCAGAGGCUGCCACUAUCAAGGCCCAGUGCCUGGACCUGGGCUUCCAGGCUGAGGCCGAUGCCGUGCUCGAUGCCACGGCUGCUCCCACCGACACAGACGCCAACGAGGAGCUGCAACAAUCAACUGUCUCCUCCAACACCUCGAUGGAAGAUAUGGCCAUGCUGCGCGGUGACCGUGAGGUCGAGACGACCACACUUGGCGUGCACGACGGCUGCCAGUACCUGAUCUACGUAUCGUUUGCCGAACUUUACAACGAACUUGCCUAUGAUCUGCUGGAGCCUGUCAGCGGCAAGCAUCGGUCAAGCAAGAAGCUUCGUGGUAGCAAUGGCGCCGUGUACAUUGACGGUUUGCGAGAGGUGCAGGUCGCAUCCAUUGAGGAAGCCCUUCGUGUUUUCACUUUUGGUCGGCACAACCGACGCGUCGCCAGCACUCGAUUGAACAAGGAUUCUUCGCGCAGCCAUUCCAUUUUUACCUUGAAAGUGAUUCGCUUGCCCAACGUUGCGGAACCUCAUUAUGCCAGCAUCUCCCGCCUCUCAAUUGUGGAUUUGGCCGGUUCGGAGCGCACAAGUAACACGCAAGCGGGUGGCAAGCGAAUUCGUGAAGCUGGCAACAUUAACAAGUCUCUCAUGACACUGUCCCAGUGCAUCAAGGACUUGCGUUGGAACCAACUACACCCGCGGGCGGCAUCGCGUCUGCCUCCUUUUCGCGAGUCGCGCUUGACCCGUCUUUUUCAAGGGUAUCUCGAGGGCAAGGGCGUCGUGCGCAUGAUUGUCAACCUGUCUGUCGAGGACAAGGACUACGAUGAGACCAUUCAUGUUCUCAAUUUUAGCGCCAUCGCGCGCAAAGUUAAGGACCGUGCUGUGGCAAGCCGCAUCGAUACCGGACGGCAUGCUGCCUCGACCUCCGAUGAGCCGCAAAAUAAGAUGGUUCUUGAGGGUGAACUGUCGGCCCUACGACACCAACUCGAUGCCACCGAAAAAGACAUGGAGUCGCUACACGAGUAUAAUGAGACCCUGCAAGAUCGUAUUUAUGACUUGCAACAGGCCCUGCUUCGCUUCGAAAGGGAACAAACAGAACUUGAGGCCCGAAUUCGCGAAGAAGUGGCCGAAGAAAUGGCUGAGCAGCUCGUGGAGAUUGAAGAGGCCUUUGAGGCCAUGGCCAAGCGUAACGUGACAAACAUGGAACAUACGUAUGAAAGAAAGUUGGCGCUUCUGACCCACAGUGUAGCACGAGCCGCACAUCACCGACGCAUUCGCAGUGCCGUGGCUUCCCCGGCUGCACCACCGCAAGCUGCCGUUGCAAACAAUGCUGCUACUGCUCCUUCAGAAGACGAAGUGCGCCUUGGUACCGAGCUUCGUUUGGCUCAGGAACGCAUUGCUGAGCUUGAGCAGCAGCUUGGCGCGGCGCAGCAAGAGAAUGAAAACACACGUCGUGAUCUCAAGUCGGUGCGAGCACGGGCUGCGGAGGAAGUGGGGGCCAUAACCGUCAAGUACAAGCGGGCUCAGGUGGCUCUGGAGCAGGCGCAGAUUCAGGCUGUGGGCUCUCGAGAUAGCCUGCAAAAGGAAACGGCCGAUCUCCAAAGCAAACUCGAAGCUGCCAAUGCGGCACGCGCUGACAUGUUAACGCUGGUUGCCGAGCUCGAGGCUGACCUGGAGGCCCGAGAGACGGAAAACGCACAAUUGCAAGCGCAGGUGGAGCAGCUGUUCGAGGCUGGUGCAGACGCGGCCGACGUGGCUCAGCUCCAUGAGCAGGCAGAGAUUCAGGCAGCUACCAUAUCAGAACUGCGAGCACAGGUGGCUUCAGUGCAAGAGCUAAAGGAGAUGACAACGGUGCAGGCUGCAAAUAUUGCAGCACUGGAGCGAGAGGUCAAGGUCAUCAAGGCCAAGAACAAAGCCCUGCAAGAAGAAGUCAAGGCUUUGCAGCAAGACAAGGCGACGCUGCGACAAAAGUUGGAUGACGUUACGGAGACGGCGCAAAGCGCCAUGGAGGAGGCGGAGCAGUUGUCGCGGGCUAGCUCAAUGCGAUCGCUCGCCAGCUUCAAGAGCGGCGCCUCGAUCAAAUCAACCAUCAGCCUCGCUGCCUUGGAGCAUGAAGGCCUUCAUAGCAUUGACAACUAUGUGGCGACGCCUCCCCGGGUGACGGUUUCGGUGGAGGAACAUGCCACUCCAAUCUAUGACAACAUGGGUGAGGUGACAAUGAUUGGGGAGACUGGUGCGCGAGACAGCCCUCAGUCAUCGAAGCGGGCCAAGCGAUACGAGGUGCAUGCAGAUGCUGAAACCGCAGACCCGGUUGAAGCGGCUCAACCCUCCGCUUUGGCCAAGGCUUCGACGACACCCGAAGCCAAGACGCGCAAGGGUCGUAAAGGCCGCAAGGCUGCGAAAGCUGUCAAGGAGACUGCAGAAGCCUCGAGCGCCCAGGACGAGAACGACAGCGUGAAAAGCACGCCCGAGGUGGCAACCAAAUCCACACGACGCACGCGCAAGCUGGGUCAGCGAACCAACAUUGCCUCGCCCUUGCAAGAAACAUCCAACGUGGCGGCUACAACAAACACGAAGACAGCUGCGCCGGAGCGGGAGACCAAGAUGUUGACGCCGAUUGGUCGCCGCUUGCGCCCACGCCGGACGCGGGCAAACAAGUGA
This is a messenger RNA of Monosiga brevicollis MX1, 3267 nucleotides long. RefSeq lists its product as uncharacterized. Gene Ontology annotation, biological process: microtubule-based movement. The record is from RefSeq and is a predicted model, not a curated record. NCBI's taxonomy places the organism in Eukaryota, Choanoflagellata, Craspedida, Salpingoecidae. The transcript has 34 exons. The coding region runs from base 1 to 3267 and encodes 1088 amino acids. Gene Ontology annotation, molecular function: plus-end-directed microtubule motor activity; ATP binding; microtubule binding.